Athene cunicularia (burrowing owl) is the source of this 970-nucleotide messenger RNA. It is a transcript of the gene C1QBP, whose product is annotated as complement C1q binding protein. The transcript is spliced from 6 exons. The record is from RefSeq and is a predicted model, not a curated record. The coding region runs from base 1 to 699 and encodes 232 amino acids. Gene Ontology annotation, cellular component: mitochondrial matrix. Lineage: Eukaryota; Metazoa; Chordata; Aves; Strigiformes; Strigidae. Gene Ontology annotation, biological process: cytosolic ribosome assembly.
AUGGGUGAUAGUGGUGGUCUCCUGCUACAGCCUUGUGCACGUGGUGGGGGGGGCCCUUCCCUCAACACCCCCCUCGCCUUUUCCCCGCCAGGCGACAAAGCCUUCGCGCAGUUCCUGACGGAUGAGAUCAAAGAGGAGAAGAAGAUCCAGAAACACAAAUCCCUGCCCAAGAUCUCCGGGGGGUGGGAGCUGGAGGUCCACGGCACGGAGGCCAAGCUGGUGCGGAAGGUGGCCGGGGAGAGGAUAACGGUUACAUUCAACAUCAAUAACAGCAUUCCACCCUCAGCUGAGGAAGAAACACAAGAAGAGCAGAAACCUGAUGAGCAGGAGCCCGAUCUUACAUCAACUCCAAACUUUGUUGUGGAAGUAAUAAAAGAUGAUACCAAACAGACCCUGGUUCUUGACUGCCGUUUUCCUGAAGAUGAGAUCGGACAUGAGGGAGAGGAAGAAAGUGAUAUUUUCACAAUUCAGGAGGUCAGUUUUCAGCCCACUGGAGAAUCAGAUUGGAAGGACACCAACUACACCCUCAACACGGAAUCCCUCGACUGGGCUCUGUAUGAUCACUUAAUGGAUUUCCUGGCUGAUCGAGGAGUUGACAACACCUUUGCUGAUGAGUUAAUAGAACUCAGUACUGCACUGGAGCACCAGGAGUACAUUAAAUUCCUUGAAGACCUUAAAAGCUUUGUCAAAUGUCAGUAGGUUAGGCUAAGAAACUUCAAAGUGUGGUUAUUCCACAGCACUGCUCCAGCCAGCAGUACCCAAAUACAUCUUCACAGCAGAUACUGAGAGUAAGUAACUUUGAAUUUGGAGAAUGAGGAUUUUCACUUGUAUUUGGGGAUUUGUAUUUAUGUUGCAGCCCAGAUCAAGUUCUCUGACAUUAAGGUCCAGAGUUCCAUCACCCUGCUUGAUGGGUUUUGUACAAUUAAGAAUGAAUGUGAAGAAUAAAAUCUGUUCAACAUAUCACUGAAAA